This is a messenger RNA of Armigeres subalbatus, 1344 nucleotides long. RefSeq names its product transmembrane emp24 domain-containing protein 5 (gene loj). The transcript has 3 exons. Gene Ontology annotation, biological process: endoplasmic reticulum to Golgi vesicle-mediated transport; Golgi organization; intracellular protein transport. NCBI's taxonomy places the organism in Eukaryota, Metazoa, Arthropoda, Insecta, Diptera, Culicidae. The coding region runs from base 229 to 960 and encodes 243 amino acids. Gene Ontology annotation, cellular component: endoplasmic reticulum; COPII-coated ER to Golgi transport vesicle; endoplasmic reticulum-Golgi intermediate compartment. The record is from RefSeq and is a predicted model, not a curated record.
UAUCAACCUGCAAAGAGGCUACAUCGUCUAAAGCAAUUUUCCAAAGGCUAGCUUAUUGCAUGGAACAUACGCCGCCAGACACAACAACUAGUGCAGGCAAAGACGGUGAAAGGAGCACCAGUUGAGCGAGCUUAUUCGGUUAGUGUUGUGUUGUUCCAAUAGCCAGCAGCAAGUGCUGCGACACUAUCGAGAGUGAAACUGCUUACUGCCUGUUUGUUAGUCGAAAGUAUGAACGCAUCGAAAUCCUUUACGUGGCACACGACGUUAUGCGGUGCGUUGGUUAUAUUCGGCCUGCUCGGAGGAUACCUGCUCCAGCUGGUGGGGUCACAGGAAACGGAACAGAAUCGGCCCUGGUACGAGACCCUACCGGCCGUGGCCAUGGACUAUAAAGUGCACAUCGAAGCAGGAAAGGAGGACUGCUACUACCAGUACGUGCAGCCGGGUAGCACUUUCUAUGUUAGCUUUCAGGUGAUUCGCGGCGGCGAUGGAAUGGCCGGAUUUGCGGUGCGGAAUCCGCGAGGUGAAAUCGUACACCCAUACCAGUGGCAGGCAUCCAGUGAUUACACAGAUGGUUCCUCGAUGGGAGGCUACUAUGCCGUCUGUAUAGACAAUCAGUUUGCAAAGUUCGCCAGCAAGAUGGUCAAUCUGUAUCUGACGGUCAUUCGAUACGACGAAUGGGAGAAGUACACGAAGGAAAUCGAAGAACUCAACGUCAACAUGAACAACUUUACGAACACGAUAUCAACCGUGGAACGCAACCUGAAUUCCAUGUUCCAGCACCAGGCGUACUCGCGCAACCAGGAAGCCCGCGAUUACGCGCUGAUUGUCGAUAACAAUUCCUACGUGCAGAAGUGGUCCCUGCUGCAGAUUGUGGUCAUCGUCUUGACGACGUCCGUUCAGGUGUACUUUGUUCGGAAGCUUUUCGACGUUAAAACCGGCAACAGUAAAAUGGGAAUUUAGGGCGUCAUCGCUCAGCGUAAUGAUGUCGAAGGUUGUGACGCUAGAGAGAACUUAUUCAUAUACCAUCAGCAUUCCAAGAUCGAGCGAAUGUGCACAAUUGAAAAUUGACGAACAAACGGAAGUCCAGUAUGUCUCGGAGUGACCGUGCGGAAGGUGCAGGAGGAGCGAUUUCGUUCAAAUUAAGUUUUGUUAUUUUGAGAUUUUCAACUGUAUUAAUUUAUUGUUAGUUCCAGUGUGGCCGCGUUCGCGCGUGUCACGAAUCGGUUUAUUGAACCACCCGGUCCUGUCUCGAUCAGUUCCAGUUUCAAAAUAGUUUUUAUUAAUCGUCCACUUUUGUGAGGUGGACGCCUAUUGAAUCGAAUAAAUAACGACUGAAAGUAAAAA